Messenger RNA from Malania oleifera, 1712 nucleotides. RefSeq lists its product as uncharacterized. The record is from RefSeq and is a predicted model, not a curated record. The transcript has 11 exons. The coding region runs from base 159 to 1133 and encodes 324 amino acids. NCBI's taxonomy places the organism in Eukaryota, Viridiplantae, Streptophyta, Magnoliopsida, Santalales, Ximeniaceae.
UUCGGUUGCUUUGCCGGUUUAGCUCAGACCGACGUCGUCUUGACCCAUUUGGAAGUUGGGACUGGGCUGCUCACGCCAUUCCCGUUCUUUCUGAAACCCAGGGGCGGCAUACGUAGGAGCAGAGAGAGAGAGAGAGAGAGAGAGAGGGAGAGAGAGGAAUGGAAGCUCUGAGGAAGCUGGAAGAAGAGCAGAAGAUGCUGCUACUGAUGCAGUCGCGCGGCUUCACAACCUCUUCCAUAAACAGUCAUUGCGACUCUGAUCGGUUCCUUGCUCAAUUCCUCCUGUUCCUGAUACAACCAUGUGGUGAGCUUGACAUGGACAAGAAGUGCCAUUUGAUUUCUCAAAGCAUGCCAAAGAUGUCGGCUUCAUUUCUUGAGGAAGCAUCACUCUGGCUUCAUGGGGAAGGCUGUCAGCAGCAUUUAAUUAGAAAACAUGUAAUUCCCAAUCAUGAGGAUAAGAUUGACUAUGAUCCACUGCAAACUGAUUUUGAAGACAUAGCUAUGGUUGGGUUGGAUGCAAUGCAGCGAGCGAAUUCUACCCUUGAAGAUUUUUGCAGAUCUUAUUUCAUGUUUCAUGAAAUGGAUGUAAGCAGGCCACAAUCAAUAUUCAGAUACCUACCUGUACUUUCAUUUACUGAAAGUUAUAUAUAUCAGCUGGAUAGUUUGAAUGAGAAAAUGGUGCAGAUACCAGCUGAUGAAGUUACUUUGCUGGAAAGAAGAUCUGAAGCGGAAGCAAACCAGCACUGGAAUAAUAAUUUACUGGGAACAUUCAGAACGUAUCCAUUCAGUCCUCUUAUUCUUCUACUUGAGCAUCACGGACUCUGUUCUGAGAGGAUAAGAGAAGAAUUUAGGUUUGGAGAAGAGUACUGGGGUCUAGAAAGAAAGCUAUGUAGUGCACUGAUGAGCAAAAAAGAGAUUUCAAUUGAAGAUGCUAUGAGGGCAAUUCAUCUGAAAUCCUUUGAUUACCGAGUACUGAAUCUUCUUCUAUAUCAGUUGAGAAGCGAAAAGGUUAAUGAGUUGCACAUGGAGUUUCUAUCAAUUUCAGAAUUUCUCGUGGAGAUAUCUGAUGAUUUUCCAAUCUGGAACAAUAAGUCCAGAAACAGAUUCACAAGGUUCGGGACUUCCCUCCCGUAAAGGAAGCUCCGUAGUUACCUGCCUCACGUGCUACCACGUGUCACCGCUUCUCUCUGCCUUCCUCGACUUUGCACUGUUCCGGUCACUAUUCCACCGAGGAGCCACCACCGUUGGAACGCCCAUUCAGAGAGGAGUUCAACGCCGCCGAAGUCGGAGCCAUCCAACGCCACAUGCUCCCCCAUGCGCCGCCUGAAGAUUUUGGUGUGCUGCUCACGUGCUCAUGCGCCGACCUGUUAUUGCACGCACCCAGGCCUUCACACGUUGCCACGUGUCUCAUUCCAUACGCGACACGUCAGCACCGACAGUUGCCCGGCGGAUCGUGGUUGUUGACUUCUACCAGCAUUGAUAGUUGACCGUUGACUUUUACCAAAUUGACCGUUGACUUAGACCGUUGACCUGCGUUGACUUUUGGGAUUCAAGUGUUUUCUACUCAAUUUUUCGUCUUGCUUUCAUUUUUGCGGACUGUUUUUGCAUUUGAAACUUCAAUAUGUCUCAAUUUGCAUCGAAUCUUUGUUUCGAUUGUCUGUCCUAGUGAUGUGAUAUUGGAUGGAUCCAAUUAUAGUAUAUGGGCUCAGAAUA